AUGUGGAAUAAAUUCAGACAAAGCACCUUUAUUAGCAGUCCGAAGACACAGAGAAGCGAUGAACUCAAGUCGCGUCACACUUCGGAAUGGACGCCUGUCCACCUUCCUUAUUUUAGAUCUGAGCUUCCUGCACCUUUGCCGACUGAACAGGAUAUCUUAAAAUCUGACACAGUUUUCCGACAUGAUGAUUCUUAUCAUCGUGUAGUUGCAGUUGGUCCGCAUUUUCUCGUUAAGCAUGGGCGCGGGGUUCGUGAACGUGAAGGCCAGGCUCUGCUGUUUUUGGAAAGCCAUCUUAAUGGUGCUGUGUCAAUUCCAAAGCUAUAUGCGAUGUACCGUAUUCCCACCAAUGGCCAUUUAUGCCUUGUUAUGGAGCGAAUACAAGGCGAGUCACUGGAGGCGAUUUGGCAUAUGCUUGGGGAGGAUGCAAAAUCCACUAUCUGCAGCAAGAUUCGGACGUUGUUCGAUACCAUUCGAAGCGUCCCUUCUCCUGGAUACUAUGGAAGCGUUGAUAAGGGGCCUGUCCCUCAUCAUUUGUUUCACAGUCCGGAGUCUGAUGGGACGAUAUGUGGACCAUUUCAUUCGGAGUACGAUUUCAACAAAGGGCUGGUGAAGCGACUACGGUCCAUUUGGGCAGCCAAUGGAAGGCACAGUCACAAGGCAGACUUUUACGAAAGGAAUCUGGACUCUGUUUUUAGUAACCAUAAGCCGGUAUUUUCGCACUCAGACUUACAAAGAAAGAACAUAUUAGUGCGUCGUGUCUCUUUGGAGACAAGCUCAGGGUUACCGACAGAGAGCUUUGAGGUCGCACUUAUCGACUGGGAAGAUGCUGGGUGGUACCCCUGUUACUGGGAGUAUUGUGUGAUCUUUGUCGCAUUCAAUUGGCAAGAUGACUGGCUUAUGCGAGCAGAAGAAAUCUUGCACCCUUGGCCAAGUGAGGCAGCAAUGCUACGGAUGCUCUAUCAAGAUUUAUGGUUCUGA
Messenger RNA from Monascus purpureus, 978 nucleotides. NCBI's taxonomy places the organism in Eukaryota, Fungi, Ascomycota, Eurotiomycetes, Eurotiales, Aspergillaceae. The record is from the annotation of a GenBank genome assembly.